Gongylonema pulchrum is the source of this 771-nucleotide messenger RNA. Lineage: Eukaryota; Metazoa; Nematoda; Chromadorea; Rhabditida; Gongylonematidae. The record is from the annotation of a GenBank genome assembly.
GAUAAGACGGGUAAGAUGACCUUGGUACCACCUGGUAACGGCGUGCAGCUGCAAUCCAUGCAUUUGUCGCCUUAUCAACCACAACAACAAGUAUAUCCGUAUCUGAACCAAAUUGCGUACAGGGCUCCAGCUCCGCUCGCCCUCCCUCCUCCUCGCCCUACUCCUCUUCUAUCUCCACCUGUGCAGCAAUAUACUCCUGUAGCAGCAGCACCUCAACCAACGCGUUAUUACAAUCCUCUGGAUCCACUGGGACUGUUUAAUAAUCCGGUAUGGCACUCACUAUUUCCGGGUCUUGUUGUGCCACAGCCACAAUCAGUUUCAGCUUAUGAAUCGGAGUCUAAUUUAGAUGUUGAGCCAGUUUCGAAACCGGUAUAUGCAGAAGUACCAAAGAAGGCGCAACUGUCACCGAACGAGAAACUUGCUACUUGUUGUCAGAAACGAGGUCUUUCACCAUCUUGUCAAACUCUCUGCAACUACGACACAUUCACGGACCGAUCACUUGUCACAGCAGUAAUAACGAAUCAAUGUCCCGGACAUGAGCUCGAGACUGCAUUCAACUGCGCCACAGCCAUGGCGGACCAUUCGGAAUGCUGUAUCAGGAACGGUAUUGGAUCAUACAACGGCGGUCGUUGUAUGGUAUUCUGCACCACGCAUCUCGGCAAUCCCGGUAACACACUGCAGUACAUUGAUUGCCUCCAGGUAUUCGGCCGAAUCAAGAACUGCUAUCGAGAAUAUCAUUUAACUCAUCCCAAUCUUUUCGGUGAUUUUUAA